Molecule: messenger RNA, 2083 nt
Organism: Chenopodium quinoa (quinoa)
Lineage: Eukaryota; Viridiplantae; Streptophyta; Magnoliopsida; Caryophyllales; Amaranthaceae
Product: BSD domain-containing protein 1-like
Exons: 2
Coding region: 283-1539 (418 amino acids)
Cellular component (GO): cytoplasm
Source: RefSeq, a predicted model, not a curated record
AUGGGUAGUAAUUUCCCAUAGCAACCAAACGACACCUUAAACUUUGCUUAAACCAAGUUCAACUUCAAUUGUACUUCCCUAAUCCCUACAAAUCUUCCCCUCGUCCCUCGUCCCUCGUCCCUCGUCCCCUUAAUCUAACUUCAAUUAGGAUACACCCUAACCCAAUCAUUUUAAAACAAAAACAACAUAAAAAUAUAAAAUCCCUUCAACUGUGCAUUCAAUCACCCCCUCUUCUUUCCUCUUUCUCUCUCCUCCCCUACUCUCCUUCCUCUGUAUUCUGCAAUGAAUUUCUUCAAAUCUGUCUUCGCAGACGAAGACCCAGAACCCGAUCCUCAAUCACCACAAUCUUCUCCCAAACAUCAACAACCCCUUCAACCCGAACCCGAAUCCGAACCCGAAGAUCAAUCCACAGCACCACCCACAUGGGGUUUCGUCGGCGGCUUAAUCAAAACCUUCGCAACAAAAUCCGAAUCCGUAAUCGAAACAUACCGUCGUGAUUUGCAGGAAUUUAGCUCUGGUUUAAAGAUUGAAACCCAGGUUUUCAAAGAGGUUGCAAGUUCAUCUCUCGAAGUUGGUGCAUCAAAAGCGCAAGAAUCCCUUGAAUCUGUUGGUCAAGCAAUUGAUAAUAUUGGAUCUGUUGUUUGGAAAUCUACUGCUCAGAUUAUUGCUCAAGGGAGUGAUUCGGAUCUCGAGAACCCGGAUUCGAGCCCGCGAUCGAAUCCGGGGUUGAAUUUGAAUCCAAUUGAUGGAAGGAAGUACAGUAGGUUUGAUGCGCAGUUGAGGGGGAUUCAAUGUGAUGUGAAUACGUAUGUUGAGGAAUUUGAGGAUGUGGGUGAGUUUGAGAAGUGGAAAUCGUCGUUUAAUUUGGGGGAAAAGAGUGAAGAAAUGGGGAAUUUGAUGAGGGAAAAUGGGGUUAUGGAAGGGAUUUAUAAAAGGGUUGUUCCCAAUUUGGUUGAUCAUGAUUUGUUUUGGUAUAGGUAUUAUUUUAGGGUUUAUAAAUUGGAGCAAGCUGAGAGUGUUAGGGCAAAAUUAGUGGAAAGAGCGAAUGAGGAUGAAGAAUUGAGCUGGGAUGUUGAUGAUGAUGAAGAAGAAGAAGAUGAUGAAUUGAAACAACCUGAUGUUGUUGAUGGUGGUGAUAAUGUAGGGGAGGAGGAGAAGGGAGAGAAGGUGAAAGACGAAGGCGGUGUUGUUGAAUCGAAUGAAGAGGCGAAAACGGGAGGGAAUGAGGAGGAGGAGGUGAAGAAGAAGAAUGUGGAUGAGAAGACACCCUCAGAGGGGAGUAAGGAUAGUGAUAUAACAGUGGUUUCGACACAACCAUCUCGAGGAGAGGAGGAAGAGGAGGAGGAUCUUGGUUGGGAUGAGAUUGAGGAUCUUGGUAGUGAUGAUGAUGUUGGUGAGAAGAAAGGGAAGCAAACUGAGGGUGGUGGUGGGAGUCCGAGCAACCGGGAAGAAUUGCGAAAACGGUUGAGUGUUGCUGAGGAUGAUGAGGAUUUGAGUUGGGAUAUUGAAGAUGAUGAUGAACCUAUUAAGAAAAGUUAGAGAAAGGUGCAAUGUACAAGAGAUUAUAUAAGGUGAUGAAUCUGAUGAUAGGUGAAGCAUAAAUAAGGGUUAAAGCAGAAAGUGUAUAGGGAUAUGGAAGGUGCAUCUUAACUCGUUAAGCGAUCAUCAUUGCUCAGGUUGUGUUAUUAUUACUCAAUGAAUCAUUUAGCAAUAAAAACCAUUGCUGUUGAAGCCCACCAAGGCACCGAAUGCACAGCAACCUGCGGUUAGUCCUAUACCAGAAGUCCAGAAGUCUGUUUGGCCUGUUAAUACUAGAAUUGACCAGGGAUUCACUGUAAAUGCUGUCUUUGCUCGUUAUUGCCAAUAUAUUGGUCUGCUUCCUUACAUUUAUCUUGUAAUGCCUGCAAAUCAUUGAUAGAUGAAAGGAUCGUGUAUGCUCUUUUAAGGACUAGCUAAAAUAGAUUACCUUUGUCUGUGCUGAUCUACUUCAAGUGGUUAUAGUAUUUACUGUACUGAAGCGCUCUACACGACAAUCUUAUUGUUUUAGCCGUGGAUUAUUUUUUAAUCAAUACAACUAUAACUU